AUUCCUUUCUCAUGAGCUUGUUUUAUUCUCGUUGGUACACAUUCAUCGUUCUGCAUUUCCGUUUCCUUUUGGUUUGCCUUCCGAAAACGGGGAAGUUAAGUCCAGUUUCUCUCUCCCUUUUCAGGACGGACUCCCCUGCACGAAGCUUCCUCCAGCGGGCAGGAAGGAGUGGCUGAAAUCCUGACCGCCAAUGGGGCGGACCUGAACGCCAAGACCGACGACGGAAGCACUCCUUUGUACCUGGCGUCUCUCAAUGGCCACGUCGCCGUCGUUGAAACCCUGGCCCGCAAGGGGGGGACCUCGACGAGAAGAAGAGUGAAGGAUUCGCUCCCCUGCACAGAGCCGCUCAGUAUGGACACGUGGAAGUCAUCAAGCUCCUGGCCACCAAGGGAGCGGACCUGAACGUAAAGAACAUAUGGGGUGUCACACCAGCACAUUCCGCUGCCUACUUUGGCCAAAUGACGGCACUGGAAGUCCUAGAGCGAAAGGGCGCUCGCUUGGAAGAGACCACCACAGACGGCGGCGACACACCUCUCCACUUGGCAGCCUCUGAAGGCCAUCUCCACGUCGUGUUUUUGCUCCUUUCCCUGAAGGUUUCCCCGGAGCCGAAGAACAGGCGAGGGGAGACGCCCCAGGAUGUGCUGAAGAGACACUCCCCGACACCGAACUGCAACAUGGAAAUAUUCAGAGACAUCUCCAAGACGCAGAUAAUG
This is a messenger RNA of Penaeus vannamei (Pacific white shrimp), 713 nucleotides long. The record is from RefSeq and is a predicted model, not a curated record. Lineage: Eukaryota; Metazoa; Arthropoda; Malacostraca; Decapoda; Penaeidae.